Trichosurus vulpecula (common brushtail) is the source of this 936-nucleotide messenger RNA. RefSeq names its product olfactory receptor 1361-like. Lineage: Eukaryota; Metazoa; Chordata; Mammalia; Diprotodontia; Phalangeridae. The coding region runs from base 1 to 936 and encodes 311 amino acids. Gene Ontology annotation, biological process: G protein-coupled receptor signaling pathway. Gene Ontology annotation, molecular function: G protein-coupled receptor activity; olfactory receptor activity. Gene Ontology annotation, cellular component: membrane. The transcript is spliced from 2 exons. The record is from RefSeq and is a predicted model, not a curated record.
AUGAACAGAGAAAAUCGAACCAAUAUUUCUGGAUUCUUCCUCCUGGGUUUCUCUGAGCUACCAGAACAGCAACAAAUUGUCUUCUGGUUGUUCCUGUGUGUAUACCUUGUCACUAUGGUUGGGAACCUGCUCAUCUUGCUAGCCAUUGGCUUAGAUGCUCACCUUCACACCCCCAUGUACUUCUUCCUGGCCAAUCUCUCCUUUGUUGACAUUUGCUUUUCAUCAGUCACAAUACCCAAGACACUGGUGAACCAUGUAUUGAAAAGUAAAUCUAUCUCUUAUGCAGAGUGUAUGGCACAGAUAUAUUUCUUUAUCACUUUCAUAAACAUGGAUGGGUUCCUUCUGGGAGUUAUGGCAUAUGACCGCUAUGUGGCCAUCUGCCACCCACUCCACUAUACCACUAUCAUGUGCCCUAGAUUCUGCAUCAUUUUGGUGAUGGUAUCAUGGGUCAUCACUCACCUGCAUGCCCUCUUACAUACCCUACUAAUGGUCCAAUUAUCCUUCUGUGCUGACAACACCAUUCCCCACUUCUUCUGUGACCCAUACCCCAUCCUGAAGCUCUCCUGUUCUGACACUUACCUCAAUGACUUGAUGGUGUUCACUGUGGGUGGGAUGGUGUUCAUGACUCCAUUCAUGUGUAUCACUAUCUCCUAUGCCUAUAUCUUCUCCAAGGUAGUAAAGAUUCCAUCUACUCAGGGGAUAAAGAAAGCCCUAUCCACAUGUGGCUCUCAUCUCACUGUAGUCUCUCUCUUUUACGGGGCUAUCAUGGGAGUCUAUUUGCGCCCAUCAUCCUCUUACUCCACUCAGGACAUGGCUGCCACAGUUAUUUUCACUAUGGGAACUCCAAUGCUCAACCCUUUCAUCUACAGUCUAAGAAACAGAGACAUAGAGGCAGCCCUGAGAAAAAUAAUAUCAUCUAAAGAAGUCUCCCUUUGA